GGCCGCUGCUGGCCGCUUCGUCGUGCGCGCCUGACCGCCGCAGCUUCUCGCACGCCUCGCACACCAAAUCCAGCGUCUACAAAUGCCCCGCAACCCCGCCAAACAACACCUCUCUCCCACGCCCCCAGAGACCGCUGCACCGCGCCCCCAAACACGUCCGCCACUGCUCCUACCAGCGCAACAUGUGCAAGCACGCCUUCGGCACGGAGGUGUCGAGCUCCUCCAUAGACAUCACCAAGGGCCGCGAGGUCCUGCCCAAGAAUGUCAAGCCGCUGCACUACCAUCUGACCCUCGAGCCGAAUCUGGAGACCUUCGAGUACGAGGGCACCGUUGUGAUUGACCUGGACGUCGUUGAAGACACCACCGAGAUCGCCCUCAAUACCAUCGACCUCGAAAUCCACUCCACCAAGGUCAGCUCCGGCGACAAGCUCAUUUCUUCGUCGCCGAAGGUCAGCUACAAUGAAGACACCCAGACCACUACUGUGUCGUUCAGCGAGACCAUCCCCGCGGGGUCCAAGGCUACGCUUACGCAGACCUUCACUGGCGAGCUGAACAACAACAUGGCUGGCUUCUACCGUUCGUCAUACAAGGGUGCUGAUGGCUCGGAAAAGUUCAUGGCGACCACGCAGAUGGAGCCGACAGACGCUCGGCGGGCCUUCCCGUGCUUCGACGAACCCGCCCUGAAGGCAGAGUUCACCAUCACAUUAGUCGCCGACAAGGGCCUGACGUGCUUGAGCAACAUGGACCAAGUGUCAGAGACUGAGGCGGGCGGAGGCAAGAAGAAGGCUGUGACCUUCGGCAAGACCCCGCUCAUGUCUACCUACCUCCUGGCUUUCAUCGUUGGAGAACUCAACGUCAUCGAGACGAACAACUUCCGCGUCCCCGUCCGUGUUUUUGCUCCUCCUGAUAGGGACAUCGAGCAUGGCCGGUUCUCGCUCGAGCUUGCUGCCCGCACACUGGAUUUCUACGAGAAGAAGUUCAACAGCCCAUUCCCUUUGCCAAAGAUGGACAUGGUGGCCAUUCCUGACUUCAGUGCUGGCGCUAUGGAGAACUGGGGCCUCGUGACGUACCGUGUCGUAGACUUGCUGUUCGAUGAGAAGACUAGCGGUGCUUCCACCAAGCAGCGAGUCGCCGAGGUCGUACAGCACGAGCUCGCCCAUCAAUGGUUCGGUAACCUUGUUACUAUGGACUUCUGGGACGGGCUUUGGCUCAACGAGGGAUUUGCCACGUGGAUGUCGUGGUACUCGUGCAACGAGUUCUACCCCGAGUGGAAGGUCUGGGAAGGCUACGUCACCGACAACCUACAGAGCGCUCUCUCCUUAGACUCUCUACGAAGCAGCCAUCCUAUUGAGGUUCCGGUCAAGCGCGCCGACGAGAUCAACCAGAUCUUCGACGCCAUUUCGUACUCCAAGGGUUCGUGCGUCUUGCGCAUGAUCUCGAAGUAUAUUGGCGAAGAUGUCUUCAUGGAGGGCAUUAGACGCUACCUCAAAAAGCACGCGUACGGCAACACCCAAACCGGCGAUCUGUGGGCUGCGUUGAGUGAUGCCAGCGGCAAGGAGCUGGAAAAGGUCAUGGACAUCUGGACCAAGAACGUUGGUUUCCCCGUCGUCACAGUGACCGAGGACGAGAAGGCUGGUUCCAUCCAUGUCAAGCAGAACCGCUUCCUGCGGACUGCUGAUGUGAAGCCUGAGGAGGACAAGACUCUCUUUCCCGUUUUCCUUGGCCUCCGGACCAAGGACGGUGUCAACGAGGACCUGACUUUGGAUUCCCGCGAAGCCAACUUCAAAGUCAAGGACCUCGAUUUCUUCAAACUGAACGCCGAUCACUCUGGCAUCUACCGGACUUCUUACACCCCUGAGCGACUGGAGAAGCUUGGUAAAGCAGCCAGGGAAGGUUUCUUGACCGUGGAAGAUCGUGCGGGUAUGAUCGCUGACGCCGGCGCUCUUGCCGCAUCCGGGUACCAAAAGACGUCUGGCAUCCUGUCGCUCCUCGAGAGCUUCAAGAGCGAGCCAGAGUUCGUGGUCUGGGGCGAGAUCACCGGCCGUAUCAGCACUCUCCGCGCCGCCUGGAUCUUCGAGGACGAGGCCGUGCGGACCGCCCUCAAGAAGUUCCAGCUAGACUUGGUCGGAGAAAAGGCGCACCAGCUCGGCUGGGACUUCAAAGACUCCGACGGCCACAUCGAACAGCAGUUCAAAUCCCUGAUGUUCGGCAGCGCAGGAGUCGCCAAAGACGAGCAAAUCGUCAAAGCCGCCUUCGCCAUGUUCGAGAAGUUCAAGAAGGGCGACAAGUCGGCCAUCCACCCCAACAUCCGCGGUAGCGUCUACGCCAUCGUCUUAAGCAACGGGGGCGCUGAAGAGUACGACGUCAUCCUCAACGAAUACCGCACUGCCGCCACCAGCGACGAGCGCAACACGGCCCUCCGCUCCAUCGGCCGCGCCAAGGCCCCCGAGCUGAUCCAGCGCACCCUCGCCCUGCCCCUCAGCGACGAGGUCAAGGGCCAGGACAUCUACCUGCCCAUGGCUAGCUUGCGCUCGCACCCCGAGGGCAUCAAAGCCCUGUGGGCCUGGAUGAAGGCCAACUGGGACGAGCUCGAGAAGAAACUGCCCCCGGGGCUGACCAUGCUGGGCUCGGUGGUCAGCAUCAGCACGGCGAGCUUCACGCAGCCGCAGCAGAGGCGCGAUAUCCAGGACUUCUUUGCGAAGAAGAGCACGAAAGGGUUUGAUCAGGCGCUUGCGCAGAGUCUGGAUGCGAUACGGGCGAAGUCGAACUGGAUUGAGAGGGAUGCGGGGGAUGUCAAGGGGUGGUUGGAGCGGAAGGGGUAUUUGCAGUAGAUGGAUGGUGGAGAUCGGUCGACUUUGUGCAUAGCGCGAGCAUAGCAUGGAGGCAUAGCAUGGAGGUUUAGAUGGGGAGGUGCAUAGAAACUUGUAACGCUUGUAUUAGGGGAGAAGAAAAGUAUGAG
Mytilinidion resinicola is the source of this 2959-nucleotide messenger RNA. RefSeq lists its product as uncharacterized. The transcript has 3 exons. Gene Ontology annotation, cellular component: cytoplasm. Lineage: Eukaryota; Fungi; Ascomycota; Dothideomycetes; Mytilinidiales; Mytilinidiaceae. Gene Ontology annotation, molecular function: peptide binding; zinc ion binding; metalloaminopeptidase activity. Bases 183 to 2831 code for a protein of 882 amino acids. The record is from RefSeq and is a predicted model, not a curated record. Gene Ontology annotation, biological process: proteolysis; peptide catabolic process.